GCAGUACCCCUCUACCCGGGGAGAGGGUACCACCCUUGCGCCCCGGCAUCGCCCUGCCCCAGGCACAGCGGGAUGCUGGGAUUUCACUGCACACCCCUAGUCUGGGGAGCCUCUGGACUUACUCCCCUCCUCCUCCUGCAGCCAGCACCGCGGCCCCCCGCCGUGCCCCUCACCUGAGCACAGCCCCAGACAUCGGGGCCGCGGGUGCGCAUGCACUUGGGGCACGUGUCCCCCCCCGGGCGCGGCUGCAGGUGACCCGUCACGCCGGGGGGCGCAGGGAUACGCGGAGGAGACGUGACGCGGUCCGCGCCCGCGGUUGCUUUAAGACGGCGCGGCGGAGUCCCGCGCUGCCCGGCAGCGCCGUGGGGACGGUCCCGGGUGCAGCCAUGGAGCCGAGCCGGGAAGGAUAUGCUGUCCUAAAACCAGAUCCUCCAGUUGUAGGUGAGAUCACACAUCACAGCAUUCAAUUAUCUUGGGAUUUAGAAAACAAAACGGAAAGAAAAGGACCUCAAGAGCAAUGGUUAAAGUAUUCAAUUGAAGAAGAAGACCCAAAAGUACAUACCUAUGGUACCAUUUAUAGAGGAUAUGCUAGACAGUUUGUUGUAGAUGGUCUUCAACCAAGAACAGCGUACAGAUUUCGAUUGAAGGUCACUACCCCUGAAGGCCAAAAUGCUUAUAGUCCUGCUGUCUCUGUAUCAACUACUAGAGAGCCAAUGAGCGGAGAGCAACUCCAUCGAGCUGUCAGUAUGAAUGAUGUAGAGGCAGUUCUCAACAUUCUUCAGCGAGGACAUGUGAAGGUAGAUGUUCCUGAUAAGCUAGGCUUUACUGCUCUGAUGGUGGCUUCACAGAAAGGAUAUGAUAGGCUUGUGGAAAUAUUGGUAGAGAAGGGAACAGAUGUGAAUCAGAAGAAUGGAAGUGGAAAAGACAGCCUAAUGUUAGCUUGUUUUGCUGGUCACCUGAAUAUUAUUAAAUAUCUAAAAGUACAAGGUGCUUCUUGGGAAGCCAGAGAUCUAGGAGGUUGCACAGCUUUGCAUUGGGCUGUAGAUGGAGGACAUUGCGAGGUUGUUGAAUGGAUGAUUAACGAUGGCUGUCAGGUAGAUACUAAAGAUACAUGCUUAGAAUGGACACCAUUGAUGAGAGUAUCUGCAGUAACAGGAAAGAAGGAUGUGGCAUCACUUUUAAUCAAAGCGGGAGCAGAUGUAAAUGUGAAAGAUAAAGAUGGCAAGACCCCUUUAAUGGUGGCAGUACUGAAUAACCACGAAGAACUCAUUCAGUUGCUGCUGGAAAGUGGAGCAAAUCCUACUGUUAAAAAUGAGUAUGGCAAGGGUCUUCUGGAAAUGGCAAGAAGUUUCCACAGGCAGGGCUUGGCUGCCUUGUUAGAAGAGAAGAUUAAAAAAAAAAAAGAAGAGUCUGACUCUCAGCUAUCUGAAGUAACUCAGUAAAUGAAAGGGAGUGUUUUUCCACCAUUAAGAUGGAAACUUGAAGACUGGCCUUCAGUUAUGUACUAAACUGUACCUGUUUACUUCCUACUAUUCAGCUGCUGCAGAUUAUUGAGUACUCAUUAAAAUGUGCAGUUCAGCUUCCUGUCAAGAAUAUUGUUGUGUAUCUAACUUUGUUUAAUUAUUCUCCUACAUACAGUGUUUGAUAUAAAACAAAAUAGGCAUAUAUACUUCUAUCAUUGUCUUUGGAUACUUCCAGCCUCUUUCUGAGCCAUGGAUAUACAUUUUUGGUUGUUUAUUUUAAUAUUGUCUCCCUCUUUCUUUUCCCAAGACCUUUUUGAACAUAAUGACUGUCCCUCUAGCAGAGAAUGGUCAGCAACUUCCACUGAUGUGCUUGUCUGUUUGAUCCUUAAAAUAGGCAAGGAGUUCUUGCUCUCUCUCCAAUGGAUGAAUGCAUUGCUUGUACAAUACACAAGCUUUCUGCAACAAGAGGAUUUAGCCCAGUCUUCACUUAUCUUCAUGCUCCCAAAGUGGCACUUAAAAUUGCCAUGCCUCAGCAGUCUUUUGGCAUUCAUGCACAGUUUGGAUUUCAUGUACCUAUGCUUUUCAUGUGCUUUGCAGGUGAGCAUAUUUAAUAAGUUGCAUAACUGUCCAAGGACAAGACAAUCACCCAGGCCUACACUUAAUGCCAUAUAAGUCCUGAGGCUUUAGCUGUAGGCAAAAACAUACCUGGUGAGUCAUGGGAAGGAGAAGGAUGGUUCUCCUGCCUUUUAGGUCACUAGCCUAGUGGCAAAAGCAUUUGCUGAGGGAGCAGGGGACUUGGGUUCUAAGCCCCCCUUCACACAGAGAGGAUUUAAACCCUUAGCUUCUGCUUUUCUGCAAGGUGCUGUAACUACCAGGGCAAAGUUGAGACCUUAGCCAAAGCAUUCUUCAUUCCUUCAGUUGAAGCUGGCCCCUUGCAACUUGCUCUUACACAUCCAUUUUAUUCAAUGAAUAUUAUUUGCCUCAGCUGUCAUAGAUAGAUAAAGAAUAAAUCUUAACUGAUAUCCAAUGCAGUAGCAGACUUUAACCAUCUGAAGGCUCAGCUGUGGCUCCAAGUAGAAUUUCAGUUUUCUAGGUACAUCUAAUUUGGAGAAAAGGAGAUUAAGGGAGGCCAUGAUGGCAAUCUUCUAAUACUUGAAAGACUGCCAUAAAGAAGAGGGAGAACAUCUAUUCUCCUUUGCUGCAGAGGGCGGGCUUGAAGCAAUGGCUUUAAAUAACAGCGAAGUAUAUUUAGAUUAGGUAUCAGGGAAAACUUCCUCAGUGUUAGAACAUUAAGGUAGUGGAACUGACUGUCUAGGGAAGUUUUGAAAACUUCCAAUGAAGGUGAUUUGAAGAGAAGGCUAGGUAAGCAUUUGUUGGGGUGAUGUAGAAAUAACAUUAUUGCAGGUUCCCCUUGUGGUCCCAUCCAACCCUAUGAUUCUUUGAAACAGAACCGGGGGAAUUGCUGCCCUACUGGGGGUAAGUUUCUCACUGAGUCAUGGUCCUCCUGGUCCCCUAGUCAGCUGGCUGGGGCCAGCACUUAGCCCAUAGCCUGGUGGUUAAAGCACUGUUGUUAAGAAGCAGGAUGUAAGUUCAUCCCGUACUCUUAGGAUGGAAAUGGGAGGCAUUUCCAGCUCUGUAGGCAAGUGCCCUAACCACUAGGCUAUUUGGCGAGAAAUUGAAAAUGUUCUCCUCUGUUUUACUUUGUUCAGAGCACAGGCAGGUGUUUUACUUCUGCCAUAAUUGCAAAUGGAAUCCAAACUGCGUAUAAAUGGGACUUUUGUAGCUGUGUACUUUUUAAACACUUAGAUGCAUAAAGGUGAAACAGGACAGCCCUUUAAGUCUUAAAUUCCUGAAUACUGAUUUAGGAGAAUACAUUAGCUUAUUGUAAGGCUAUGCAUGUGUUUGCAAAAAAUACAUUUUGAAAGCUGGAACUUAGGAUGAAAAGUUGAGGUACAACUUCAUUAGUAAUUAUCAUCUGAUGAGGCCUCUUCAUAAGGUCAGUGCAUGACAGUGUCUUUUGUGGGUGGUAGGAGCAGAUUGCCACAAUAGACUUAAAGUCCAAGAAAGCUGUGGCUUUACCCUACAACAGGGCUGUCCAACAGCAUGGGCCACAGAGCAUCUCCCCAAUUUUGCAGGAUGUGCCAGUGACACAACCCCCUUAUGCAGGCCCCACUGCUUGGUUGUGGGAGAAGGGCCUAUGGCCUUCAUUUUAAGUGCUUGUAGACUGCAUGCAGCCUGUGGUGUGCCAGUUGUACAGCCCUGUCUUAGAAUGAAAAGCUAUUAAUAUAGACUUUGACUUAGCCUGGACACUAAAUUAAAAAAAAUAUUACAUUCAGACUAUAGCAGUGGUUCUCAGUGUUUCUAGGCUCAAGGCACCCCUCAGAACAUGUCAGCUCUUUGUUUACACUCAUAUUUUGUCAUGGAAAAAAUAAUAGAGCAAUUUUUCUAUCGCAAAGACCUCAGGAAGACCACAGCAGAUCAGGAGGAUUUUAACAUUAGGAUGAUUUAAACAUUAGGGAUCCUUAAAUGAAAUCUCUGGGUUUAUUUUAUGAAUCAUGUUUGCAAACAUUGGCAUCCUCCAGCAGCCCCAAAAGGAUCCUAUGGCAUCCCAUGGUGCUGUGGCACCCUGGUUGAGAAUUGCUGGACUAGAAAUUGUUAGUUAACCCAGCAAUGGCUAGUUAGAACCACUUUAAAUGAAAUAAUCACAUUUUUUAAAUCCAUUGCAGUUUUAGUAGCAGCCUAGUAUAAAAUGCAUGAGUAAGACGGUGAAUGCCAAUUACUACAGAGAGACAAACAACAGUUUUAUGCAGUGUACCUACAUUGAAUUUACACACUGGGAACACUAUUUAAAAUAUAAUUAUAGUACUCUAAUCUUGAGGGGGGGAGUCAAUAUUAUUGACAUUGACAUUGACAUUUGUCAUAUUUUACAUGGCAAUUUAUAGUUCUUUAGUUUGGAGGCAUUCUGUAUGCUGUAAUUAAAAGGCAGGCUGUUUUCUGUAUCAUACCACAUUGCAGUGUUUUCCUGUUAUUUCAAUGAAACAGUUCAGUGUUCCCAGAUACAAAAACAUAUUUUGAAGUGUCAGGUAUUGUUUAUUUUCCCCUGUUGCUGAUGCUACAUUAAAGAAUAAAAUAUGCUUA
Alligator mississippiensis (American alligator) is the source of this 4601-nucleotide messenger RNA. It is a transcript of the gene FANK1, whose product is annotated as fibronectin type III and ankyrin repeat domains 1. Gene Ontology annotation, biological process: regulation of apoptotic process. Lineage: Eukaryota; Metazoa; Chordata; Crocodylia; Alligatoridae. The coding region runs from base 387 to 1442 and encodes 351 amino acids. Gene Ontology annotation, cellular component: nucleus. Gene Ontology annotation, molecular function: protein binding. The record is from RefSeq and is a predicted model, not a curated record. The transcript is spliced from 11 exons.